Messenger RNA from Lecanosticta acicola, 1786 nucleotides. The record is from the annotation of a GenBank genome assembly. Lineage: Eukaryota; Fungi; Ascomycota; Dothideomycetes; Mycosphaerellales; Mycosphaerellaceae.
AUGCGAGUCUUCGUCAAGACUCUCACUGGCAGGACGAUCGACCUCGAGGUUGAAUCAUCAGACACAAUCGACAACGUCAAGUCCAAGAUUCAAGACAAGGAGAGUAUCCCACCAGACUAGCAGCGCUUGAGGACGACCGCACUCUAUCCGCCUACAACAUCCAGAAAGAGCCCACCCUCCACUUGAUCCGCCGUCUCCACCUGCGUGGUGGUAUACAUAUCUUCGUCAAGACCCUCACAGGCAAUACCAUCACCUCCCUCGACGUCGAGAGCUCUGACACCAUCGACAACGUCAAGUCAAAGAUACAAGACAAGGAGGGCAUCCCACCAGACCAGCAGCGCCUGAAGGCGGCCGUACACUCUCCGACUACAACAUUCAGGAGGAAUCGACACUGCACUUCGUCCUCCGUCUCCACCUCCGCGGUGGUAUAGAGAUCUUCUUCAAGACCCUCACAGGCAAGACCAUCACACUCGAGGUUGAAUCGUUAGAAUCGUCCGGCACCAUCGACAUUGUCAAGUCCAAGAUGAAUCGUCCAGUGACAGAAGAAGACUACGCACAUCAGUUUGUCCAGAAUCUCCUCCGCAAUAUCUCUCCCGCGAACCGCGAGCCUGUCGUCCGCAACUGGCUCAGUAGCAACAUUCCCCUCCAUGAUCGCAUGAGCUGGAAAAUCUUGGCCUUCUGGACUCUUUACAGGCGCGAAUGGCCUCAGCAGGCCUCGGCCUUGGAGCAAGAUGAUCGUUUUGCGCUCCCGCUCUCCGCCGCCCUCCAAUCCGCCUCGACGCAGGCAACUCGGCAUCAGAAUGCUCGUCGACGGGUCGAGAACAAUUGGCCUGGAUGGGAUUGGCGGAUCCCAGACAAUCGUGCGCCGCCUGAUGCGUGGUCUUUUGGGUUGUUAGAGAAGAUGGGAACGCUGAGUUCGCAGACCAGAGGGUCCGACUAUGCUGCGAUCGCGGAACAGCUCGCUGCGGAGGUGAGAACGAGGUGUUUUUUUGGCGCCAGUGGGCCUUUCUUGACGCCGAGGGAUGUGGCCGCUGUUGUUGUAAAGCAUAAGUCCACAGCUAGCUCCGCCGCUCCUCCCUCCGCCGCUCCUCGCUCCUCCACUUUCAUCAUGGACGCACCAUCGGCGCUUGCUGGAUCUUCCAGCUUCAUCACCAAUCCCGGAGAGGAGACCGUGGUGCAGCAGACCAAUAACGACGUGAGUCUGAGGUCUGCUGCACCCGUUCCCUCUCACGGCAAAGAAGUGGAACCAUCGCUGCCUGACGAUGAUGAAGACGACGAUGAGACGGGGGCGGAAAUUGAAACGGGCCGUGCUGGGAGAUCGCCGCUUUUGCCGGACGAUGAGACCUCUUUGUCGCUGCAGAUGCAGCCAUCGCAAAGUAAUGGCAAUGGACAGAGCCUCCUGAGUCCCGCCGAGGCAUCUCCAUCUCCAUCACCACCACCUCCACCAGCUCCAGCUCCAGCUCCUGCGCCUGCGCCUGCGCCAGAGCCAAGAAGGAGCUCGCGGCAAAAGAGAGCCGCACCCUCUCCCUCUCCAUCUCCUCCCUCGCCAGUGGCGAAGAGGCCGAAAAAGCCUCGAAGAACUGCUGCUGCUGCUGCUGCUGCCACCACCACCACCACCACCGCUACCACUACCACUACCGCCGCCGCCGCCGAAACGGCUGGGAGCCGUAUUUUGGCUCAAUUUGACGAGCGAGUCUCCGCGGAGACGGAUCCCCAACGCUUGGAAGAAGCUCGCCUGGCGCGAGAAGCUGUUUUGGGUGCGCUGCCGGGCUGGUUUUUUAGGUAG